GCGCUUUGGUUGCUCCGAGCAACAACGGCAAAAUGUGUACUAGCAUAAUGCUAAAGUCGUUUGGUGAGGUUCCUUGCAUGGAUGAUUGUAAAGCAUUAAUUACAUGAAUGCCUGGGCAAUGUUGCAGGUUUCUAUUUUCAGUAAUACGAACCCAGUUUCCUCCGCCGUUGUAAAUAACGCUGACUUGUGUUCUUGUUCGCUGCUUCCCGUUGAGGCAGCUUAGCUAAUGCUCACCAAAGCUGACUGAAAAAAAUACACCACAGAUAUUAAUAUUAUGGUAAAAAAUAAUGUAAAUACUAGAGUUUCGAAUUACGAAUGCAUGCUGGGGUUUCCCUGGAUUGCUCAAAAGAAUGUCUUGCAGUAUGAUAUAUAUUCAAAUAAAGUUUGUCUCCAGCUGCCAAACACAUGGAGAGCCAAAAUCCGCCACUGGAUGCCUUCAUUGAAACUUGAAUUCUUCCUCCAAGAAACUCUAAAAAGUAUUAUUUGCCAUGCGUAUCAGUUUGUGCCAGGGUCUGUUAACGGGUGCCAUCAUCCUCAACCUCCUCAUACUUUAUUACGUAUCUCGAGCCCAACAGCAGAUGAUAGAGAAAAGGAAGGAGCUUGGUAGAGGCUCGAGAAGAGCUUCCCGGCCGGCUUCCCUUCUAGGGGGAGCGUUAGGGGUCAUUGGAGGUGAGAAUGCAGGAAUGGCAGCGGAGGGCCAUGGCCGAGGCCCACGUGUGUCUGUUCUCCUUCGGGAGUUUGAAAACUUUGAGAAUUACGUUGGGGAUGUGGCUAACUCCUUCCUUCGUCAACGUCCAGAGCUUCCCUUUCUGGCUGUGGCCGACACAUUUCCGUAUCCUCCCCUUGCACUUCCAGAGGGCGCCCGUCUUUUGGUGCUCUCUCCUAGCCCUGACCAGCCACCACAAGCUCACAGGCCAGAGUUUCACUUGCAGACAGAGUUUGUCCUGUUGGUACCUGACGGCGUGGAGCUGGAGCAGCCAAGAGUUUUUGAAAGACUCAUUAAAGAGUUGGAAGGUGAAGGUGGGGGGCCCGUGAGGCUGGUAGCGGUGCCCGUUUUAACACGAUCUGCGGCGCAGUGCCUCCACUUGCGGGUCAACCUCAAAGAGUGGACUGCCACCUACUCACCGGCCGCUUCAGGAAGCAGUGGGAGUGUGUGUACGGCUUUACAAGGUGACGCUGUUGUCUUGAUUCGCACUGAGGACCUUUUCAACUUGUCCGUACCACUGGGGCGCCCUCUCUUUCCUGCCCUUUUCGUUCAGACCACCUUAAGGGGCUGGAAGGUGAAACUCCUGGAGAGCCCUUGUUUCUCGGCAAACCACCGACCACUUUUCAGCUCUGCUCACAAUCAGUGGAAGGCUGACACUCGACUGAAGGAGGCAACAGGGAAACUCAUGAGGAGCUUUGGUCUGAAGCGCCUCCUUCUCCCUGAGGGAAAGGAACAGUGGUUUGGUUGCACUAAAGAGACUCCCCGCUGCUUUGGCACCGUGCAGGAUGACACGCCGGACUACCUGUAUCUGGAUCGCUGGACGCCUCCAUGUUGUCUGAGAGCACUAAGAGAAACCACCAAAUACGUCAUUAAUAUCCUGGAGAGCUCUGGUGUGCGUUACUGGCUGGAGGGAGGCUCUCUUCUUGGUGCCGUCCGCCAUCAAGACAUCAUACCCUGGGACUACGAUGUGGACCUGGGUAUCUACCUGGAGGACGUGCCCAACUGCGACCACCUGAAGAACCUGGACUCGGGCUCUCUAGUGGAUGCUAAUGGCUACGUGUGGGAGCGGGCAGUGGAGGGAGACUUUUACAGAGUUCAGUACAGCGAGGCCAACCACCUGCACGUGGAUCUGUGGCCUUUCUACUCGCGCAACGGCAUCAUGACGAAAGACACGUGGACAGAGCACAAACAGGACGUGGAGUUCCCAGAGCACUUCCUGCAGCCGCUGGUGCCCAUGCCCUUUGCUGGCAUCACAGCCUACGGCCCCAACAACCAAAGGGCCUUCCUGGAGCUUAAGUUCGGAGAAGGGGUGGUUGAGAAUCCUCAGUACCCCAACCCUAUGAAAAAAAGGCUGGACAGAAGCAAAUUAUGAGUAGGUGCUCUCAAGUUGUUUGUGUUGCACUGUAUUUAUUUACUGAAAAAAAAAUACCUCACAAAAAUGUUUUGUUGAAAAAUGCCCGAGGAGUAUGCACUGCUAAAAUGAUUACAGUUUUACUAGCUGCCAACAUGUCAAAGCUGCUCAAAAUUUUCUAGUAUGUGUUCAAAUGUAAAGCUUGAUGUUAAAAAACAUUAUUAAAAGUUUAAAAGUGGUGUACUUUUUUUCAAGAGAAACACUUUUAAAAAGACUACUAGUCCACUGACCUUAGCCCUAAACAAUCAACAACUGGUUUGCUCUCUAGUUGACUGAAUGUAUCGUACUGUAUAAAUGUUACAGGUGGAUUAUAUAAAAUUCUGAACGUGUUUUAGGUUUAAAAUUGUAACUAUUUCAACAGGAUCCCAUAAAUGUACCCUGUCUGUCUUUUCCUUCCUUCACAAUUCACACAAAAAAAGCCAGAGUUUGUAUCUAUUGCACAAGAAAUUAAAUGCUUCUACCAAUUAUUGCACCCAA
Messenger RNA from Xiphophorus hellerii (green swordtail), 2594 nucleotides. It is a transcript of the gene fkrp, whose product is annotated as fukutin related protein. The record is from RefSeq and is a predicted model, not a curated record. The coding region runs from base 489 to 2078 and encodes 529 amino acids. The transcript has 2 exons. Lineage: Eukaryota; Metazoa; Chordata; Actinopteri; Cyprinodontiformes; Poeciliidae. Gene Ontology annotation, cellular component: Golgi apparatus. Gene Ontology annotation, biological process: protein O-linked glycosylation via mannose.